CACAUUUGAAAUACAAUCAAGUUACACAAUAUGAGGUAUAUAAUGACAAUAAAGUAAUAGAUGGUGCCAACAUUGCAGGUGUGAUGUACAUGCAACGUAAGAUUAUUCGUGAUCCACAGGGUUGAAUUUCAAUAUAAACGGCGUACAAUAAAAAUAUUCAUUAUAUGCAUGUUUCAUUUAAUUCUAUUUUUGAUAAAAGUAAAUUCUGUCUUCUGACGUAAAUGUUGACAUAGCUACCCAAUAUGAAUUAGGUCAAACAAACUUUAAACUAUUUAAACAGGUAAUAACGCAUAAAUAAUGUAUACAGGCCGACACGCCGCAUAGGUAUUUAAUCACGGGACUAGACGGAGGGUCGAAAGAACAGGGAGGCCAUGCUGGAUUUUCAGUAAACUACUCGUGUGAUCCCGGCGUUAGAAAUGGAUCCCCGGCGCAGUGCUCAGGAAGUCCUACUGUGUGACAUAUGUGAAACUCUCCCCCUACAGAGUCAUUGUGAAGUUUGUGCCGUAAAUCUCUGUGUUAACUGUGUAGGAAAACAUCUCUUAGAUUCCUCCAAAAAACACAAUGUUAUGCCCUAUUUACAAAGAACAUAUACUCCCAACUACCCGAAAUGUCCGAAACAUGCCGACAAACACUGCGAACUUCACUGUGAGAAAUGCGAUAUUCCUGUUUGUAUUAAAUGCGUUUCCUCCGGUAAACACGAAGGUCACAAGUUAUCAGAAUUUCUUGAAAAACUCAGCGCUAAAACACAAGAUUUACAAAAGGAUUUGGAGGAACUCGAGACGAGAAUUUAUCCCCAGUAUGAAGAUAUGGCGUCCAAUAUCCAAACCGAAAAAGCCGACAUAGAAACAAACUACGGGAAAAUGACCACAGCUGCCGAAGAAGAAGGUGACAUUUUACACCAGGAGAUCACCGCCAUUGUCAACCGACGGAAAUCUUACAUUCAGGAGAUGAAAAACAAACACCUAUCUACCCUGAAUAAAAGUACAGAGGAAAUCACACAAACAAUUACUGAACUCAAACAGAUCAUGUCCGACUUGAAAUCAAUCCUAAACUCAAAUGACGUCUCCUUAACCUCUACUUACAAAUCUAGGAAUUCCGAAUUUAGAACAUUACCGCCUAAAGUCCAGGUUACAUUACCGAGUUUUACUCCUCAGAAAAUAAACACAGACAAGCUCCGAGAAAUGCUUAGUUCUCUGUCGUCAUUAACCAUUCACACAGAACAUGGCGACACAAUGAAGUCAACAGAAGCUGCAUCGUCUCCUCCAGCCAAACCAUUACUUGUUGAACCGCGCCUCACCGCCACCAUACACACUGGGUAUAGUGGACUACGCAGUGUUAGCUGUCUGAGUGAAGAUCAAGUCUGGACAUGCGGGGAAAACGAAAUAAUGGAGCUCCUCAAUCUCCAGAUUAAAGUACUGACAUCAAUACAAACCAAGUCAGGGAAACAACCAAGGGGCAUAACAGUGACACGGGACGGAGAUCUUGUUUAUACUGACCAUGAUAAUAACACUAUAAACAUGGUCAAGGAUGGAAAUAUACGGACCGUGAUCACACUACAGGGGUGGAGACCUCGCUAUAUCUGCAGUACCGCGUCUGGUGAUAUCCUGGUCACCAUGAUCAGUGAUGAUAGAAAACAAUCCAAAGUUGUGCGUUACUCUGGCUCCACAGAAAAACAAACCAUUCAGUUUGAUGAUCAGGGCCGUCCUCUAUACUCAUCUGAUGAUUUCAGUAAAUACAUCAGUGAGAAUAGGAACCUGGAUAUAUGUAUGGCGGACUGGUCAGCUAGAGCAGUGGUGGUGGUCAACGAGUCAGGAAAACUCCGAUUUAGAUACACUGGUCAUCCCUCUAAUACCAAGCAAUCAUUUAAUCCACGCGGCAUCACUACAGACAGCCAUAGUCAUAUCCUGACAGCAGAUGGACACCAUAUCCACAUCCUAGAUCAGGAAGGAGAGUUCCUCCGUUACAUUCACUGUGAUUUAGAAUGUCCAUCAGGUUUAUGUGUCGACAUCAAAGACAACCUCUUUGUGGCUGAGCGUGUCACUGCUAAAUUGAAGAAAAUCAAAUAUAUAUAAGCAGAGGGUUGAUUACAUCAGUGUGUUGAUUACAACUCCUUGCUAAGUACAGUUCUUUUUAAAUACACAUCCUUCUUAAUUACAACCCUAUGUACAAUACGGUCCUGUGUUGUCUAGAGUUACUUUUUAAUAACAGGCCUGUGAUAAUUACAGUACUGUGUCUGUGAUGUGUAAUGUACUUGUGUUUGUGAGUUAAACUGAAAGAACAUUAGUCUCUCACUGCUGUUUACUAAUUAUAUCUUAGAAUAUCUGCACCAUUAUGUUUCGUGGAACGGUAUUGAUUUUAGUACACUAAUUACUAACUUGACUAAGAUAUUAGUUAUCAAUAUACAAACUUUUGUGGACUAAUUUGACUGUGUUACUAGAUAUCUAUCUAUACGCAGUCCUUUAUUGACUAUUUUGGCUGUGUUGAAAUUUAUCUAUCUAUGUACAAUCUUUGAAGGGCUGAUUUGAAUAUGUUACUAGUUUCCUAUCUAUAUACAAUCCUUUGUGGACUAGUUCAACUAUGUUACUAAAGCUCUAUCUAUAUACAAUCUUUUUUAGAGUAAUUUGGCUGUGUUACUAGUUAUCUAUGUACAAUCUUUUGUGAACUAAUUUUACCGUGUUAGUAGUUAUCUAUAUACAAUCUUUUGUUGACACAUUCUACUGUGUUACUAGUUAUCUAUCUGUAUACAAUGUUUUGUUGAUUAAUUGACUGUGUUACUAGUUAUCUAUAUACAAUCCUUUGUGGACUAAUUUGACUGUGUUGCUAUUUAUCUAUAUACAAUCUUUUGUGGACUAAUUUGACUGUGCUACUAUUUAUCUAUCUAUAUACAAUUUUGGUGGACUAAUUUGGCUGUGUUACUAGUUAUAUAUAUAUACAAUCUUUGGUGGACUAAUUUGACUGUGUUACUAUUUAUCUAUCUAUAUACAAUGUUUUGAGGACUAAUUUGACUGUGUUACUAGCUAUCUAUAUACAAUCUUUUGUGGACUAAUUUGACUGUGUUGCUAGUUAUCUUUAAUGAAUCUUUUGUAGAUUAAUUUGACUGUGCUACUAGCUAUCUAUCUAUAUACAAUCUUUUGUGGACUAAUUUGGCUAUGUUACACUUACUAGUUAUCAAUAUGCAUUAUUUUGCGGACUAAUUUGACUGUGUUCCUAGCUAUCCAUCUAUAUACAAUGUUUUGUUGAUUAAUUGACUGUGUUACUAGUUAUCUAUAUACAAUCUUUUGUAGACGAAUUUGAUUGUGUUACUAGUUAUCUACCUAUAUGUAAUCUUUUGUGGACUAAUUUGACUGUGUUACUAAUUAUCUAUAUGCCAUCUUUUGUGGACUAGUUUGACUGUAUUACUACUACUUGAAUAUUAUUUCGUUUGCCGAUUUUAUCUAUCAAUAUGCAUAUAUUUCUUUUUCAAUUUAUAUAUUAUAUAAACAUGAUUUAUA
This is a messenger RNA of Ostrea edulis (European flat oyster), 3491 nucleotides long. RefSeq names its product E3 ubiquitin-protein ligase TRIM71-like. NCBI's taxonomy places the organism in Eukaryota, Metazoa, Mollusca, Bivalvia, Ostreida, Ostreidae. The record is from RefSeq and is a predicted model, not a curated record. The transcript has 2 exons. Bases 417 to 2072 code for a protein of 551 amino acids. Gene Ontology annotation, cellular component: chromatin; nucleoplasm. Gene Ontology annotation, biological process: positive regulation of DNA-templated transcription. Gene Ontology annotation, molecular function: zinc ion binding; ubiquitin-protein transferase activity.